AUGAUUGUGUGGCUUUUCUUUCUCAUUACUCUCGCGCUCUGCAGCAGCGCAAACGCUGCGAUAAAGAGGACCCUGCCCAUGUCAGUGCAGCCGGUCAACUUCCCCAGGUCGAGACGUCUUUCUGCUGCGGUCGCCCCAGCAAAGCUCAAGGCACGAGCACGGUUUUCACAAGAGGUCCUCGCAUAUCGAGCGAGCUUCGAUUUUAUGCACGAUGACACGACUGCGGAAUCAGUCUUCGCCACGACUCUGAGCGUCAAGUCGAAAUGGCCGAUCCUAUCCCUGGAAGAGCUGGACCAUCAUCUCGAGGACGUGACCUGCUCGGAGUCCCAUAUCGAAAUGUUCUUUGCAUCCAUUGAGCAGUUUCAGUCUACACAGCAGGAGCUGGAGAGAACUACCGAGCUCAUCGUCGUCACCUCCCACAGGGGAUGCAAUUCGGACGGAGAGAGAUCGGCAUACAGAGUCACCGAGGUCACUGUCGAUGUCGAGCGCAGAAUUGUCUCCCUUCGGAAAUCUGACUGCAGCUGGCAAGAUGCAUUCGAAUCCACCCGAGUCUCCUUCUCACGCCGAAGCCCGUCCGAGAUUCAGAAACGCUCUCAUGGCUUCGUCAAGAGACAACAGCCGCAGACAGACAUGCCAGCAACAACAAAAACCAUGGAAAAAUCCGGUGCCACUCCGACAGUCAACUUUCCAGUACCACCUGCUGUUACCUCGGGUUAUCCCACGACUGCAAACAAAGCUCUCAAGUUCCAAUAUAUUGACAAGCAAAUAUAUCCUCCAGAUAUCCCUGCUGCAAAUAUGUUCUUACCCGAAGGGAUCACCGUGUCAUGUAGAAAUUGCUCUCUUGGAGGCAGCAUUGACAUUACCAAAGGUUCCUUCGAGGUGACCGGCUCGGAUGGAAUCAUGGAUUCUGUCAAUCGCACCAUUGCCUUCUUUGAACAUGGCAGUAUUGAUGUGGCUGUCAAUGGACUCUUUUCCCAGAUUGAACUCGAAUUCGAUCUCUCAGCAAGUCAGAACCUGAUAUCAUAUCCGAUCCAGCUUCCUGCAAUUCCGCUGGUCCCUUUUGAGAUUCCUGGAGUUCUUGUGUUCGGACCAUUGUUCCAAGGAAAUUUCGAUAUCAGUCUGAGCCUAAAGGAGUCCAUCGGAUUUUCUUAUGGCUUUAAUCUCUCCGUCCCUGAUAAUUCGAGGAUUGAGCUAAACAUGAACGAAAUCUCAAACUCUUCAAUCACGGGCUUUGACAAAUCAACAGUGCAUGCUCUUCCAUUUCAGGCAAAAUCCGCUCUUACCUCUCUAGUGGCCCGUGCCGUCUUCAAGCCCCAGAUCCUUCUCGGCAUCAACACGGCAGUAGGAAGCGUCCAGGGCGGAAUUGGAGCCUUCCUCGAACUUCCAAAUCUCUCUCUCAAUGUGACACAGCUCAGCCAUGUAAAUGAGCACUGUGAGGCUGCAUCAAGCGGUGAUGGAAAGCUUUCCUCCACGUUGGACAAUGUAUUCGGAAACCUUACCCACAUUGUCCCCAACGUAGAUAUCAACCUAGGCGCAUUGGCGAAUUUCGAGGUCGAAGUCCCUAGGCUUUUCACCGAAGCUGCCGCCGUGCAGACUGUGCUGGCCUCGACCUCAUAUCCACUGCCAACCGCGUGUCUCGAGUUUGAUUCAGGAAGUGGGAAGUUUGGGAAGCCCUCGCCGUCACCUACACCCACUCCUUCACCAACUGUUUUAGACAAGACGGCAACGACAACGGCGGAUUCGAAGAAGAGCUGGGGAACUGUUUUCAACGUCAACGCUUAUUUACAGAUAGCAUGUCUGAUUGUUAGUUUGCACAUUGCUGCAUGGUAA
Molecule: messenger RNA, 1830 nt
Organism: Aspergillus clavatus NRRL 1
Lineage: Eukaryota; Fungi; Ascomycota; Eurotiomycetes; Eurotiales; Aspergillaceae
Product: putative GPI anchored protein
Exons: 6
Coding region: 1-1830 (609 amino acids)
Source: RefSeq, a predicted model, not a curated record